ACGCGCGAUGAGGUCGCAUGGACGUAUGUGAUUGCGUAUUCAUCCACCGUCAUUGGCUGUCUCUGGGUCGUUUUGCUGCCCAGUCAAAAGGAAGCGGUCCUAGAGCUCAAGCAGCACGGCGGAAGCUACCCGAACGUCGCCGCUGGCAUCUUUUACGCCUUCUUCGUCAUCCUCGCGACGUCCAUCACGGGGACGAUGUCAUCCAUGUUUGAGUCGACCAAUUGCCUCAAGCUAGCGGGUGGCAGCGGUUGUCCGGACGAGACGUCGCAGCUCUACUUGCUCGGCAUCUUUGUGCCCGCGGGUCUCGCAUUGCUUGGCAUUCUGUAUAUGAAAUGGGCGUGA
Messenger RNA from Saprolegnia parasitica CBS 223.65, 342 nucleotides. RefSeq lists its product as hypothetical. The annotation marks the transcript as partial. The transcript has a single exon. The record is from RefSeq and is a predicted model, not a curated record. Lineage: Eukaryota; Oomycota; Saprolegniomycetes; Saprolegniales; Saprolegniaceae.